AUUGAUCGGGUGAAUAGCAUUGUUGAGUUGAUCUCCGAGCUCAUUGAUCCAUCUAUCGAUACUAGUACCCUGCCUUGUAUCAAUGUUGAUCAGCCGAAUGAACCUGAAGUGGAAGUCGCCAAACUGUCUCGAUCGGAGAAACGAAGGCUUCGUCUUCAGAUUGCUUCUCUUGAUAUCCGUUUGAAUGAACUUAAUGAAUCGAUAUACACAUGUAUGUCAAUGAAGAACUUUUCGAAGAUCAACCAGUUGACAAUGGAGCUUGCUGAAUUAGAGACUGAAAAGUCUAGACUAAUUCAGAAAAUUCAGGACGGGAUAUUGCCGUGA
This is a messenger RNA of Protopolystoma xenopodis, 324 nucleotides long. Lineage: Eukaryota; Metazoa; Platyhelminthes; Monogenea; Polystomatidea; Polystomatidae. The record is from the annotation of a GenBank genome assembly.